This is a messenger RNA of Nicotiana attenuata, 570 nucleotides long. Its product is annotated as ethylene-responsive transcription factor ERF024. The record is from RefSeq and is a predicted model, not a curated record. Gene Ontology annotation, molecular function: DNA-binding transcription factor activity; DNA binding. The coding region runs from base 1 to 570 and encodes 189 amino acids. NCBI's taxonomy places the organism in Eukaryota, Viridiplantae, Streptophyta, Magnoliopsida, Solanales, Solanaceae. The transcript has a single exon. Gene Ontology annotation, biological process: regulation of DNA-templated transcription.
AUGUCCAGUCCUGGGGCGAGUAGCAGUGGAGGAAGCAGUGGGCGCCACCCCGUGUACAAAGGAAUAAGGAGAAGGAAGAGCAGCGGAAAAUGGGUGUCCGAAAUUCGAGAGCCACGAUCACCCAAUAGGAUUUGGCUUGGUACAUUUCCUACCCCGGAAAUGGCAGCAGUUGCUUAUGACGUAGCUGCACUGGCCCUUAAAGGCCGGGAUGUUGAGCUCAACUUCCCGAACUCAGCAUCCUCAUUGCCUGUCCCGGCUACCAACUCACCUCGUGAUAUUCAGGCAGCUGCAGCCUGCGCGGCUGCAGCUCUUGGGGCAGCUGGGGAUGCUUUAGGCGCCCAUGGAGGAGUUGAUAAUAAUAAUAACAGACCGGUUUCCAGAGAGAUAGAAAAUUCAACAUCUUGGAAUAAUAACGAGUUUAUAGAUGAAGAUUUGAUCUUUGAUAUGCCAAAUGUGAUUAUGAAUAUGGCUGAAGGAAUGCUUCUUAGUCCUCCACGUUUCAACCUUCCUGAUGAUGACACUACUGCUGCUGGAUAUACUGCAGACCAAGAUCUCUGGAAUUGUCCCUAA